Messenger RNA from Rotaria socialis, 1524 nucleotides. Lineage: Eukaryota; Metazoa; Rotifera; Eurotatoria; Philodinida; Philodinidae. The record is from the annotation of a GenBank genome assembly.
AUGACAAAUACUCUGAAAAAAGACUAUUUAAAAACUUUUGAUUUGCCGCAAAUUAAUGGAAAAUCAAAUUUUUAUAUAAAUCAUGAUGAUGACGAUGAUGAUCAAGAUAUUUAUAUAUCAGAACGAUCAUCUAUAUCAUCAUCGAAUGACAUGCAUACAACAUCUAGUCAAAAUGUUAAGCGAUUACCAACACCCACGCCAACACCAACAUCACUAUUAUCGUUAGCACAAAAACAAUCUUAUAAUCAUCGAUAUCAUGGUAAUGAAUUUCCCGAAAGUGUUAUGCCAACUAUUGCUCAAUACAAAUUGUUACGUAAGGAAGAAAAGAAAAGGAAAAAUACGCCUCCUAAAGGUCCACCACCCGGUCAAACAGCUGCAGCUUCAUUUUAUGAAACAAAAUCACCUGAAUUAAAAGAGGAGUAUUGUCCUUAUCGAUGUUAUUAUAGAGUUAAAAAUCCUGAUUGGGCAACGACUCAUCGGCAAGCAUCCGACGCUCAACUUCUAAUGAAUGAUUCGCUUGAUUCUUCACAAUAUGCUCAACAACCUGUAUUGAUGACAUCCCCUAUUAAACCAAAACAACAGCCACGAAAAUCUCGUGCUAAUGGUGUGUCAACAUUAAAAACGAAUCAAGAUAAACAACGUCAUGAUCAGAGUGGAAAAGCUUCACCAUCAUCAUCAUCAUAUUUAACAUUUAAUGAAAAUCUUGAAAAUCCUCAUUACCAUCACCAUCACUAUCAUCAUCAUUAUCAACAACAACAACAACAACAACAUAUAGCAUUAGAAAAUUCUGACAAUGACGAAUAUCGAGAACAACUUCCGAAACGUACAAUACCAAAACAACGUCGUAAAUUGAAGAUUGAACAUGAUUUGAAUGAUCAUUAUGUGCCUAUGCAUCCGAAUAGAUCACCUCGAACUUCAAAUAAUUUAAUAAUAACAUCGAAUUCUUUGACAAAUCGAUCAAAGAACCGAUCAAAAAUACCAGAGAAAAGUCCUGCAAAUACUGAUAUUGAAGAAAAUAGUAGACAUCGUUCAACUAAGCCUCAUCAUCAUUCUCCUCCUCCUCCUCCUCCUCAUCAUCAUCAUCAGAAUCUUGCUCAAUCACAUAUUUCUCCCUCGAUCCCCUCACAGCAAAAUUACCAACAUCAUCAACAUCUUCAUAUUCGACGUCGUCCACCAUCUGGUUCACAUGUCACCAGUGAAAUGUCAAUGGUUGAUAGUACAGUAAAGAAAUCCGAUAGACCAACUUAUUUUCAACAACCACGAGAUUCAUUUCAUUCACCAGCAACACCUGUGUACAAUCAAAGUUCUUAUUUACCACCUAUCAUACGUGAUAAUCAUCAUCAUCAAAAAACAAAUACAACUCGAUUUCCUACGGAAUAUUAUGGUACAAUAGCUCGACAAACACAUAGUAAAGAUUGGGAGGAAUCUAUAGAAAUUCCAAAAAUUUAUAAAAACGAACCACAAACACGAUUUUAUGAUCGGUAUUUAAAUACUGUUGUAGACAAAAGACUAGCAGCUAAUUGA